AUGUUGUCACGCAACACAUGGAUCCGCGUCAUGACCCCUCGAGUCGCGCUCACGACGUUGGGUCUGCCGUCAUCUUCCUUGUCGGAUAUUUCACACGCCCGGGUGAAGAAGGCGUACAUUGCGCAGACGCUGCGUUGUCACCCCGACCUACAUCCCGAUGAUCCCGACGCGACAGAGAAGUUCCGGCGUCUCUCAGAGGCCCUCCGUGUGGCGUUGAAAUCACUUGAAAUGAAACUCCAUGCGGGGAUGACAAUGAAAAAUGUUCCCUUGGACGAUUCUCAAAGCGUGCUGGAUGCGCUACGUCACGCCAUCGCGGCGUACCACCACUGCAGAGACGCCACUCGUAGUGGUGGCGGUGGUGGUGUCGAGGCACAUCACGCGGAGGAGCGGCAUGACUCAUUUUCGUCCCAUUCAUUGGAAUAUGUCUCGUCCGUCUGCCAACGGGAGGCUCUCGCCAUGCGACGUGUGAAACAGUUUUGCGAAGAGCUUCCAGAGGUGCUUUGUGGAAAAUCAUGUGUCCUUUUUGAGGCAGUGGCAUUCUUUAAUGCUCGCUAUGUUGAGGCGAUGUCUCGUUGCGUUCUACGCUUUUCGAGGAACCUCCCCAUCAUCGUCAAUCGGGUGGUAAAGGGGCGAAAGAAAACUGUGCGCUACACGCGGAACCAGGCAAACUCCGGGUUCGGGACAGGCAGUCGACCUUGCCAGCAGCGCAUUGAGGACAUGGCAAUGAAGCCGCUUGUUCUUGUUGGGGCCCUCCUCUUUAGUCAGAAACCGAAGUCAAAAGCAGAGGUUUUUGCGGCACAGAGUCGUGAGAAUGGCCAGGCGUCAUUCGACCCCCACGAGGAGGUUAAAAGCACGUGUGGCGUGAUGUCCGAAAAGGAAAUAAAAAUCUGUGAGGAACUGAAAUGCACCAUUUACCCCUCCGAUUCAAUUGGUGAGAUCACAGAGAAAAUUGGAAGGUGGGAAGCGGCAAGUUAUGAGAGGUUGCAACUCGAGUUGGCGAUGGUAGAUACCACCUCUUUGCUUUCUGGGAUGUUGGACCUGACUGAACACCCCCUGACCGUCAUGCAUCACCUGCAUCUGCCAAAGGAGGUCUCAGAGAAGGUUUCUCUCACGCUACAAAAAAUUGUGUGUGGGUUUUGCUACCAUUGCGAUGAACCCACUCAUGAAAAUCGGGACGCGUGUGGCAGUGAUGAAGGGGGAGAAGAAGAGCAAGCUGAUGAAAAACGGAUUGCGGAUGGAAUCCGUCGUUGCCAGCAUUUGGCUCGUGUGACCACGUCGUAUAUUGAAGGGAACAUCACUUUGAUUUGGGACAGUGAGACCCCGUUAGUAGAGAGCACCGAGGAGGUGGCUGUAGGGGACGGAGACGAUCUUUUCUGGAGGUGUAUCAAAAGAGAUGAGAUGAAUCAAGACAUUGUAGUCACGCGUCACAUGUCAUGUUGCACGGCUGAAAUGAUAAGAUUUUAUGUUGCCGUCAAGUUAUCCAAAGACGUUGGAGAAUUUCUUAGUCGUUUGGUAGCUGCCAUGGAAAUUGUGAAGGAGCAAGCCGAGUAUGCCCAUUCUUUACUGCCACAACUACUUGCGAUAAGGGAAAAGGUGGUGAAUGAGGAAUUCAUUCCACGUGAAUCAAAUCCACGCUGUGAUGAGAAUACAUCUCCCUUGACGGAAGGGAGGGAAGUGGAACAAGGAAAGAGUGGAACAUGUCAGGCACCAAGAAAAAAAAAAGGGAAUUGGGCUUCAACUACAGAGUUGACGCAUUCAAAAGACUCCGAUUGUUUUGUCGAACACGCUCCGUGUGAGGAUAAUAAUGAGGAAGAGGCGAAGAAGCACAUGAAAUAUCUUUAUCGAGGGACAAUUCAUUGCUUUCCGCGUGUAUUCUCCAUGAAUACUGCACAGGAACUAAAGUACUGGCAGAUGUUGCAUGAGAACCGCAUCUAUUUGGCGCAACACGCUCCUGCUAUACAUCCCAUUAAUGUGUAUUAUAAUUGUCUACCGUAUAAGCCACAUCCAAAUGCCUUGCAUCCUGAAAAAAACUCAUUCAAUGAAGAAUUAAUUGGAGGAUGGAUGGGCGAAGCGGGGGAUGGGGCAGAUGACGCUGUUAUCACACACAAGGAGUUGGAAAGCGGCUCCGCAUUCCGCGAAUGGCUAGAAGACGUUGUGGAGCAGUCUUCGCUUAACAGUGAAUGCCACCGAAUUGUGGACGAGGCUGGAGUUGGUUAUGUCAUGCGAGAUCCCGCACUUCCACUCCCGCAAUAUCUUUCAUUUGUGAAGGUGUUCUGCGCAGCAGCGGGGGUGCGUGGGAUUCUCGAGGGCAAAGCGGGUAAGACCCGCACGGUUACCCCGGAAGACACUGGUUUGGUGAUUGUUGUCGGUACAGAGUGUGAUGUGCGAGAUGGUGGCCGUCUGCUUGUGCCAUGGUGGAUGGACCCAUCACUUCUCCUGGCAUUACUGCAGGACGAUUGUCAAGAUGGAGUCACUUUGAUUGAAGAUGGCGCGGACGGGUUUCUCACAAAAAAAAAAAGAAAAGAAAAAAAGUUCAAUGAUUUAAAUAUGGAUAAUAAGUAA
Molecule: messenger RNA, 2562 nt
Organism: Trypanosoma cruzi
Lineage: Eukaryota; Euglenozoa; Kinetoplastea; Trypanosomatida; Trypanosomatidae
Exons: 1
Coding region: 1-2562 (853 amino acids)
Source: RefSeq, a predicted model, not a curated record